CCGGAGUAUAAAUAAAAAGUUUUCACUUUUCUAAAAGUUGACUCAAAUGUCAUAAAACCUACUGAAAUGAUCAACCAGGCUUGUCCUGUGUAAGCCUUAUAACUUGACAAAACCAAAAAUGGGGGUCCAAGACUUUAGUGCAAUCUUUGAUAUACUUGACCCAGCUUGUAGGGGAUAUAUCACCCUAGAACAAUUGAAGGAGUUCCACGAAACACUCCAUUUCACACAGAUUAGCCAGGAUCAGGUGAAUGCAGCAAGUAGGGAUAUUAUUGGCGAGAAUGGCCAGGGUAGAGUUCAGAAGGAGUAUUUCUCUCCGAUGCUACAGGAACUUACCAGGAGGCUAUCAGUGGAGUCAAAGGCUCACUGGGACUUCCAGGCCCUCGACCAUAAUGGAAGUCAUAGGAUCCAUCUUAAAGAUGCCCUUGUGUUGUUUAAAAUGACACAUGGGGACCAGUUCACAAUGCACACUUGGAAGAAGUUUUUGGCCUCCAGAGAGCAUCCUGAAGAUGAUAUUUACUUUGAUGAAAUCAAAAUUUGGCUUUGUAACAAGCCCCUUGGUGAGCCAAGUUCAGAUAGAGAAGUCCUGGAGGCAGAGUCUGAAAUAUCCAACAGUAAAAAGCAAAGAGAUUUCAAAGAUUAUGAACACCUUAAAGUAUUACAGGAUGACGAUACUAGUCAAGCGAGGGAGGCUCGUGAACGAGACGACUACCAGACCAGGACACACAGACUUGCACGCAGGAAACAAAACAAAUGGGAUAAGGAGGGUGUAGAAGGACUGAUCUAUGAUGAUGGUAUGGACUAUGGUGAAGAUAUACCCAGGAAGAUUCGCAACCAUGUUGGCGUGAAUGACCUACUAGAUGCCCUUGAUAUGAAAUAUGAUGGUAUUCGUAGUCAUCUCUUUUGGCAGAUGGUUAGGAGCCAAAUGGGUGAAACUCUCUGGUCCUCGCUGUCAGAUUCAGAGCAGUUUGAUAAAUACCAGCAGCUGAAACUGAAGGAACGUCAACUACGUAAAGAGAACCAAUUGGACAAUAAAGUGUUUAACUUGUAUGGUGCCAGUGUAAUGUACCCGUUGACCACAAGAGGAUUACUGGGUGAGCUGGAGCAGGAGUAUGCUAUGAUGACUACUGAGAUGGGCAAUAAGUACUUGGAGCUAAAGGGCAAGGGGAAGUCAGUGAAUGAGAUACACCAAAAAAUGAGAGAGGAAUAUUCCCACCUAGUACAAGGUCCAAGCCCUUGUAGCAAGAUCCUUAUAGAACUUCAAGAUCGUCAACAAGCUGAGAAAGAGCUCCUUCUUGGCAAACUGCGUUCAGAAAGCAGCAAGAAGUUGACCAGCAGCCCCCAGGUGGAGUAUUGUAAGUUGAUGUGUGAACAGAUGCUACUUGAACAAGAAACUGAUCUUCUGGGGAGUGCUACUGCAGUAGGCCUAGUUGAGAGACAUCAGACAUAUAAAUCAGACAGGUAUGAGCCAGAUAGAGACAGACAGGAAGUACUUGCCAGAGAGAGGCUACGGGUGAGAAAAGGACGUAAACAGCUUAAAGUGUCUCAUACAGAUGGUGAAAUAGGAAAGGAUAAAAAUGCAGGCUUGUUAGAUCUUCAGGUUGAUAUUGUGAGAGAGAUAUCAAGGAAGCAUCUACAAGAGAGAGAGGUGUUGAUUAACAUGCUUCAAGGCAGAGACAGUACCAAUGUAAAAGCUGCUGCCAGGCAACUCAAUAAGGAGCAACGGGAAAAUAAAUUAAGGUUCCUGCGUAAUCAACGCAACAUAUGGAGAGAGGGAACCCCAGAGUAUAUGGCAACUCAGAGGAAUAACCAUAUGAGAACUCUUCAAGAAGGUGUUGGAUUAUACUACGAGAACAGAUUCCAGGAGCUCCUAACCCAGAACCACAACAUAUCAGAGGACAAUGUGAAUGCAGUAGUGCUGGCUGACCUACAGCAGCUGCAAGAUAAACAUUUUGAGACCAGCAUCAUAGAAAUGCAGAGCAAGAAUGGCAAGGAGCUAAUCAGAGUUCAGAAAGCAGAACGUAACAUGAGAAUAGCUGAGAUCUACGACAAUGUUGCUGCAGUAAUCCUUGGAACAUUUGAGUGCACUGCUGAAGAAAAGGAAUAUGUUAAAGCACUAGAGAAGAAAUAUGAUGCACUACGGGAGAAACUCUUGCUUUAUGCUCUGAUUGCUCAUUAUGGGGACUCCUGGGAACAGUUGUCGGAGGAGGAGAAACAGCGUCAUGUGAUAAAAAAGAAAAUGGAGGAGAAAAAGUUGCGCCAAGAAGCAAGGUCAGAUGAGAUGGGACGUCUCCUGGGACAGGCUUCAAAGGAAAUGGUAGGCCUGCGCUCACUCAUGGGUGAGGAACGUGGUGAACACACAAAGCGUUUACAGAACAUUUACGAAAAAGAGCAACAUUUGCUUCUACAUGGCCAGAAGUUGACUGAUGAGGAUUAUCAUGAAUCUUCUAAGGGGCCCUUCAAGGCCCAGAACCCACUCGCAGAUCUACAUAACAGAUUGUAUUAUGAACAGGAAGCCCUCAUUGAAUGGCUUAGAACCCCAGAGAUCAAGAAGAUGAGUGAGCGACAGAGGAAGAUAGAGAUAGUGAGACUGAAUCACCAGACUCUCCUUGCAGAGCGUGCCUACCUCUUUGACAAUGCUGCUCUCACUGUAGGUCUUAGUGAACGUGUCAGGGAUGUCUUCGUGAAGAGGCAUAAACAAGAUCAAGACAGGCAGUACCAGCUUGCAUAUCUCAGAGUUGAACAAAGGAGGAAAAGGAUUGCAAUGGGACUCAGUCAUAAGAAGGAACUUGACAAACACUCAAGACCACCAGCAGGUGAUUUCUUACAAUGGGAAGAGGCGUGUCUGCUAGAGAUGACAAAACGUCACUCAGAGGAAAUCGAGGCCUGUUUGAACAUCCUCCAAGAUGAAGGAUUUGAGGAGUUAAAGGAAUUAGCCAAUGGGAUGACGGCUGAUGAGCGUCAGAAACGCCUCACUGAACUCAGCGGGAAACAUCAUUGGCUAGAUGUAGAAGAUUAUGCUGACCGUGAACAGGCCUUGGUUAUACUGGAGGAAGCAGCAGCUAUACGUGUCAUCAAUAAACGUGAAACUGCCCUCCAGAAACAUGGCAAAACAGCCAGUGAUUAUGACAUCACAGUAGAGUUACUUGUCGAACUGCAAGAUGAACAUGAUAAGCAACUUGCUAAUCUCAUUAACCAAUUGUCUAAACUGACCCAAGAUGAAUUGGAAACAUGCAGAAAAGAUGAGAUGAACAAACGACGCUGGGAGGCCAAUGAGAAUGUUGUUACAGUCUUCACUAAAUAUGAGGGUAUAGCUGAGGAUGAAGAGAUAGUGAAGGCACUAGAGGAGAAGUACGACUCAUUACGGGACAAGCUACUGAUGGAGAUGCUAAUGAAGCAGAUGGGAGACAACGAGUGGAACAAAUUGAGUGAGCAGGAGAGGCAGAGGAGAUUGCUCCAGUUGAAACUCUUGGAGAGAAAACUGAGACAGGAAGGACGUCUUGAUGAGAUCCAGCGUCUUUUUGGAGAUCACAUGACUAAUGAGGAGGCCCUCAAAAAAUUGAUGGGUGAUAAUAGAGCCGAAUACGAGAGAAAACUGAAAGAACGUCUUGCUAACAGGAAGUGGAAAGAAGAGCAAGGCCUUGAUCCAGAUGCUGGGGAGGAACUGCUUGAUGAGGAUGAUACUGAACAGGGUAAAUCCGAGAAUAUCUUUGCAAAGCUCCAGGGACGCUUUGAUGAUGAAAAGGAUGCUCUGCUUGCAAGGCUACGCGGUAUGCAUGACGAUCUAAUGGAUGAGAAACAACGCCAAGCUGAACUAGCCAGGUUGCUAAGAGACAAAAGACGUGCCCAACAGGAGGGAGACUUCGAAAGUGCGGCCAGACUGAUUGGCUUGGCUGAGAGACAACAGACAGCCGCUCAAGAAAGCUUUAGGUUGAGACCCGUAUACCCCUGGCAAAGACUGUUAUUGAAAAACGAUCGAGAGCGCCAAGAAGCUUUAGCCAGAAAGAGGCUGGAGGCACUGAGACGCAAACGACUAGAAGGAAGACAGACUGAAAGCGGUGAUGUUAUCCCCUCAACAGGGAGUCGUUCUGUUCUUCAGGAAUCUGCUCUGAGAAUGUUAGAGAGGAAACACAGCAAAGAACGUGAGCUUCUUGAAAAGUACAUCUCCUCUACCUCCACCUUUGAAGAGCUUAAGGCAGAAGCGAGUUUGACUUCAGAGGAGGGGCGACAAGAAAUGCUAGAAAAAUUACACGGCACACGUCAAAACUUGUCACCUGGUCAAGAAGGAGAACAUGAGCAGCUACUAAUGAAAGCAGCAAUAAUAAAGCUAGAGAGUCGACUGAGAACUUUGAAGAAGUCAUCAACUGGUGAAGUGACAAGUGAUGAAGUUGCAAUGUCAUUACUUGCCGAUCUACAGGAGGAACAAGAUAAGGAAGCUGAGAAAGUCAUGCAAUCUAUUCCUAAUAAGGAUGAUAAUGAAAUAUCCAGAAUGAUCAAAGAUAAGAUGCAAGCCUUGGAUGGCACACCGGAAGCUAUCGGGAAGAAUAUUGCCCACGUCGUGUUUGCAGCAGAACAUAUAAAGGCUGGUGAUACGGACAUGGUCGAAGCAUUGGAAGGCAAAUAUGAUGCCCUCAGGGAUAAACUUCUGGCAGAAGCUCUUAUGAAACAGCAUGGGGAGGCAGAGUGGCAACGUAUGUCAGAACAGGAAAGACAACGUAAACUAGUGGAGCUGAAGCGAAAAGAACGACAGUUGAGACUUGAAGGCAAAAUUGAUGAAGCUGCAGCAUUACUUGGUGAUGCAUUGAAAGAUCAGGAGACCCUGGACAGACUGCUAGGAGUCAGUAAGGAGGAGCAGGAGAGACAACUUAAGGAGAGACUUGCUAAGAGAAAGGAACGGCAAAUGAAAGGAAUGACUAAAGAGGAGGUUGACAGGCUAGAAGAAGAGGAAUUGAAGCAAGAGGAGGAGAAACAGAAAGAGAGGAGGAAGAACAUCUUACUUGAUCUCGAAUACAGAUUUGAUAAGGAAAAAGAUGAACUUCUUAAACGACUUGCUGGAAUGGGUGGUGAACUUGAUGCAGAAAAGCGCCGCCAGAUGGAGCUGGCACGUUUGCGUCGAGAGCAGCGUAAGGCUCGUCAUGAAGAAAACUUUGAUGCAGCUGCGCUUGUGCUUGGUCUGGCUUCAGAUAGGGAUAAAGCAGAGGAACAAGAACGACAGCGUCAGGAGCGCCUAGCCAAAGAGAGGCUAGAAGCGCGUCGCAAAAGACUUAAAGAGACUAAGACACAAGAAGGGGAUGUUCCAUUGCCUGAGGAUGAAAAUGAUGUGAUUGCUAUGCAAGAGGCUGUACUGAAAGAGCUUGAAAGGAAACAUGCUGAAGAGAGAGAUACUUUGACAGAGAUCCUACAUGAAGAGAUUGGUGGUAAAUAUCAUCAAGAGGCCAAAGAGCUUGAUAAUGAAGCAAAGGAUGAACGUCUUGUUGCACUCCUUGACACAUGGACCACUAAGAGACAAACGGGGGCAAGGUUUACACAGGAACAGUUGGAUAUUUUCAAGAUGGCAGCUGGAAUCAGGUUUGAAUUGAAACAUCGGGAGAGAAGUGAGGCAGGUCUCAGUUGUCAUGACGAUGACCUCCAGAUGGCGAUAUUGGCUGAUCUACAACAACAACAAGAUCGGGAAAUGCAAAACUUAAUGGAAGGAAUUGGAGAAAAGGAUGCCAAGACUUUGAAGCAGUUGAAACUUGUACAUGCAACAUCUCGAAAACAAGAAUGGCAUGACAACACAGCCAUUGUACUCCUAGGGGAGACUAAGAGAGAUGCUGAGUACAGUAAUGAAGAGACUGAGAUAAUUAAGGCAUUGGAACAGAAGUAUGAUGCUAUGAGAGAUAAACUACUUGCUGAGGCAUUGAUGAAACAGUUUGGGGAGGCAGAGUGGGGAAGGAUGUCAGAACAGGAGAGACAGCGACAACUCAUGAAGAUGAAACUGGAGGAAAGAAGACUCAGAAAGGAGGGCAAGUUUGAUGAGGCUGCUGCACUAUUGAGUCAGUUAGCAGACAAUGAAUCAGAACUGAGUAAGAAACUAGGAGACUCCCAGGCAGAGCAAGAAAGGAGGUUGCAGGAGCGUCUCAAACGUCGCAAGGAGCUCAUGGCAGAGAGGAAAGAGAAAGGUCUUUCAACAGAUGACCACGUGCUUGAUGUCAUCCUAGAGACUGAGGAACUAGAGGAAGAGAAAUCUAAAAGAAAGAAUAUUCUGGAAGGACUACAACACAGUUUUGAUGAUGAGAAAGAUGCUCUUCUGGCAGCCAUGCGAGGCCAGGAUGCACGGUUGAAGGAUGAACGUCAGCGUCAGUUGGAGCUAGCGAGACUACGACGUGACAAGAAGCAGGUUCAGCAGGAAGAUGAUUUAUUUACAGCGGCAUCUAUAUUCAACAUGGCUCAACAGAAUGAAAAAACUAUUGAGUCAAAUAUGGCGAAGGAUCGGGAGAGACAGCGUAUGCUAGCCAGAGAGCGGCUAGAGGCAAGACGUAGGAAAAAGACACUAAAUGUUGACUCAGAAAUGAGCAAACAACAACUGGAAGAGAAACUUAAGUUAGAAGCUGCUGAGAAUGAACUUAAAGAUGCUCUUACGGCUAACAACUUUGAAGGAGAAGGUGCAGUUGCCCUGCAUGAGGCUGUUUUGGCUGAGGUAGAGGUCAAACACAAUGCUGAAAGAGACAUCCUUAUAGAGUUGAUACAAGCUGCCCAGGCUGAUGUCAACACACAGAACAAUGCAAGCUCAUUGUCUGAACUGGAUCUUAAGAUGAAUCUUGAAAAGAUGCGUCAAGAGCGUGUAAAAUGGCGGAACAAAUCCCGCCAGACUGUUAUGGCCCUCAAUGAAGAAACCAUGACAAAAGAGGACAAAGAUCUUCACAUAGCCAAAGUAGCCGAACAGAGAUCUGAGCAGUUCAAACUACUCUCCAAAGCAAUGGUCUACAGACUUCAAGUUGAAAAGAUGAAUGUUCAAAACAAAAAUCCAAAUAUGGACAUUGCCAAGAUGGCGGAUGAGAUCUCAGUUGGAUUAUUGACAGACUUGCAGCAAAAUCAGAGUACAGAGAAUACAGCACUUGGAAAACUACUCACUGAUCAGGAUGACUCUACCCUAAGUAAGAUCAAAGAGACGCAGAGGAAAUCACGACGUGAGGGAUGGAUGGAUAAUGUCACAACAACCAUAUUCACCAUCACUGCAGAAGAAGAUGCUGACCCUGAAGGUGCUGUAGAUCAGGAUAAAAUUGAGAAGGAAUUGGAGAAAGAAUUUGAACAGGAAAAAGAAGAACUGAAAAAGAGACAACGUAGAAGUGGAGAGGAGAUUGACCUUGAGGCCGAGUUGGCCAAUCUAGAGGCACAACAGAAUGCAAGGAAAAAGGCUAUGACAGAAGCCAUGGAGAGACAAAAGGCACUAGCCAGGGAAAAGCUAGAAGCCAGGAGACGUGCAAGAGACAACAAGGAGUUUGAGACAGACUAUGCGACAGAGAUGCUCAAGAUGGUGGAGAGACAGAAUUCUGCCAUCUUAGAGGGGAGAUCUACGGAGAAAGGACGCCAGGCAGAUAUUAUGCAACAACGCCUUCAAGCACGUCGUGACGCAAGACGUAAAGAAGCUGAGCAACGAUUGGCUGAAGAAAGGGCUCAAAGAGAGGCUGAAGGUGUUAAGCCUGGCAGUGGUAGCAGUGAACGUAGUAGCUCUAGCAGAGGAACACCACUUCCACCUGGAUUUGGAAUGAGACGUGAGAAGACAGCUCUUGAUGUGAAGAUGAAUGAAGGAGAUAAGGAAGAUGAGAUAAAGAAACUCAUGCAAGAACAAAACGUAGUGCAGAAUAAGAUAGGAUCAGAGCAGAGCCGACAGGGAGAAAUGUUACAAAAGCGUCUUCAGCAGCGCCAGGGCAAGAGAAACCAGGAGGCGGCCAAUCUCCUAGCACUUGGGGAGAGACAGAAAACAAUCCUGGAGAAGACAAUGAAAGAUGAGCGUCAACGUCAGAUCACCAUGGUGAGGGAGAGAGUUGCACGAGUGAAGUAUGAAAGGACAAUGACAACAAAGGGAAAGAGAGACCCAAAUGCCAAAACCUUUGAAGAAUUAGUUGACUCCAAUGAACUUAAAGAUUUGUCAUCGGAUGACAAGAUGGAGCGUGUUGCUAAGAUGAUGCAGGAUAAGUUCAAACAGGAAGAACAAGAAGUGAAACAGGGCAAGAAAACAACUAACAUCAUACGAGAGGAGGAUGAGACAGAUGGAAAAACAAAUAUGUUACAAGUUCCAUUUAUACCUAAAGUGAUGGCCCCGGACUCAGCCAGUGAUAUGGAUAUAUCAGAUGACGAAGCCUUACAGGGUGCCACGUCACAUAAGAAAAUGGAUAAGAAAGAGAAAAUGGAGAUGUUGAAACGACAUCCCAGUUCCAUAGGACAAAGCAGUGAGACAACUUAACUGAGGGACAAUGUCGGAGUUGAAAUGAUAACCUGAUAUGGUCGUUGGAGUGAAAAAAACUGAUUUGUGAAAGAACACUUAAAUGCAGUCCUUUUAGGAUUUCCGUCCAUAAAAACUGUUUGAUCGACGUACAUAUAGAGGCAAUGCAGUAUAUCAUAUAUACUAUAUGUCAAGUAUAUACACACCUUGCCAUAUAUCAGAGAAAGGAUGUUCCGAAUUUCAUGUAUCCUUUUUCAUUAUCACCAGCCGUCCAGUAGCACUUUACAGAAAAUAAUAUUUUGAAAUAUUGAUAUUUAUUUAUUGUAAUUUUAUAACAUUUUCUGGUUAUAAAUAUGUUGUAUGUGGUACAUGGUUAUAUUAUCGUGACUUCAUCCCCUCAAACUAAUACAGCAUUGAGAAAAUACAGCAUAUUAUAAAAUAUACAUGUGCAUUCCGUCCACAAAUUCUUCCAAUAAGAACAUGUGCAUGAAAGUAUUUAUACUUUUCUGUAUUCACAUUAUUUUUCGUUAAAUGAGCAUUUUUAUAUUUUCUUUUUUUGAAAUUAUGUAUUUUAAUGAAGUAAAUAAUGAAUGUAAUGUAUGUAAGCCAGGUUCUCC
Owenia fusiformis is the source of this 9039-nucleotide messenger RNA. NCBI's taxonomy places the organism in Eukaryota, Metazoa, Annelida, Polychaeta, Sabellida, Oweniidae. The record is from the annotation of a GenBank genome assembly.